ACAGUACCGCAUGUAAUGCAUCUGCCAUGCGCGAUCCUGCUCGUCCUAUCAAGCCUUCACUACACCACUUUUGCUGUCCAUUCAUUCGUGGGCGCCAGCUUUGUUGAAAAUUCGUCUGAGAAUGAAGCGGUUUUGUCCACGGUACCAGCCUUGAAGUCUUUGUUAUCCUCCACCGGCUGUCCCAGAGGUCGAGGUUGCGGUCUACGAGGAGGCCUCGAUCAAUUGGAAACUUCAUAUUCCUUUUCGACAUCUCCCUCACCAACCUCGUCCAUUGCCUAUUCAAAUUCAAGAGAUCUACCCAAUAUCCAUGAAGGAAGAAGGGAGCCAGUCAUUACCAAUUCUGCCCCUUCACGUGUUAACCUGGUAUCCGCGACUCAAAAGACAGAAUCUGAAAGCACGGCGACUUUAUCAGCUGCAUUGCCCACAGCAACCACGCUACCUGCCCUCCUUGACCAGGAUUUAGUCGUAUCUACUGUCUUCAAUCAAUCUGUGCAGCUCCAAAAGAAGGGGGCAAAGAGAAAAGACAAAAUGUGCGAUCCAACUCCAGUGGACCGGCGCGUGGAUCAGCUGGAUUUAGAGGGAGCCUGCGUCGGAAGCUGGGGAGGUUUUUACGACCGCAUCGUUAGCGUGACGUUCAAUGCGCGCACGUUGGAAUCGCAGGCAUUGAGAAUUAGCUCUUUUUGUUCCUCUCCCUGCGGUCCUUUGUUUGACAGGCAGGUGCGGGAAUUUCGGAACGCAUGUCAAGAGGGCUUGAUGAGGAUGGAAGAGCAGGAGGAUGAAGAGGAGGAGGAGGAGGAGGAGGAGAUGGAAGCAGGUGAAGGGGAGGAAGGAACAUGGAUUCCUGUGCCAUCAGAGGAGCUGCUGAUCUAUCGAAUGACAGGCUUCAUCGGGACCUUCGGCUGCGCUCAAGACACGGUCUCGGGUCGUCUCUGCGCCGAGCUCAUCGUUCGUUCCCUUUCUGCUUCCGCAAGCGCCAACGUGGGCACUCCUACAGGCGUGGCCUGGACCAAGAUCGGCAACGGGAAGCAUCGGAAAGCCGACCGCGAGAGGGAGGCAGCCGCCACCGCACAGGCCCUGGCUAAAAAGGAAAAGUGCGCGUACUACACCUCCUGUUGUUUCGGCGAGAUGAUGAAGACGCUGCGACUCGGGGAGCAGGCGGAGUUGGUGGAGGGCUUGGAGAGGGUGUGCCCGGGCGCGAGGGAGGCAGCGAAUGCCUCGUGCAGCAGGAGUGCAGCCUCGGGGUAGGGAAAGAGGGAAAGAGGGGGGUGUCCUGGGAGCGAGAAGCUGUAGAAUCAAGAGGGGCGGAGACCUAAAGUGGGACCGCUGGCCUGCAGGAGUGUUCUAUAUGACUUGAAGUAAAUUGUAGAAAAUUAUAAGACAGAUAAUCUCCUGCGGGUCAAACAAAUACUCGCAAGAAAGAGC
Nannochloropsis gaditana CCMP526 is the source of this 1422-nucleotide messenger RNA. RefSeq lists its product as uncharacterized. The record is from RefSeq and is a predicted model, not a curated record. The coding region runs from base 16 to 1245 and encodes 409 amino acids. The transcript has 3 exons.